Messenger RNA from Symbiodinium sp. CCMP2592, 357 nucleotides. Lineage: Eukaryota; Dinophyceae; Suessiales; Symbiodiniaceae. The record is from the annotation of a GenBank genome assembly.
AUGUGGCUUCCGGGUCUGCUUAAGCCAGCGGCAACUGGGCCGGCACUUCGCGGCCUCCCUCGAAGCGGAGGUUCCGUCCGGCGUCUGGCGGCACCCCGCCGCGGAAGCGCCGUUGACAGCUACAAGAAAGUGGCAGUUCUUUGCUCCACCUGUGGUGAGCUUUUGGUGAAGAUGUACUUGGAGAGGGUCGCCGAGGAUCCCCACGACAUCCUUGGUUUCGAAGGGCGCAUACCGGCAUGUGGCGAAAACCAGGAGCUUGCCUGCCCGUCCUGCCAUCGCAGCUUCUGCAGAGGGCCGCGGCUGGUGAAGGGGCGCCCAGCAUGGAAGAUGAUUUCUGGGCGAGUCCGAAUGAAGUAG